GUUGAUAUAUUGAGAAAGAAAGGAAGGUGGAGCAACUGAGCUUGGGCAGCAAGGCAAUUUUCAUUGUUGAGUGGGGAAUCAAGCGCGUGCUUUUGGUCUCUGGAGACUUUGGUACCAAAUUCGACAUGGAAUUUUGGUUGAAAGGAGCUAUUUAGGAGAAACCCAUGAAAGUAUUUUCGUAGAAACCAUGCCCAUUUCUCGGUUUCUUCUCUCAUGUUCUAGACGCCACUCAACUGAGGCUCUAAAUUUACUUCGAAGUGGCAUUUGUCGGUUCUACCCUAUUGGCAGGCCUAAAGAAAUGCAGUCUGUUCCAUCUAAGAGAAUCCAGUUUCAUAACUAUUGCAAAUCAUCAAAAAAACCUAAUGGGAGGUUAGGUAAUGAUCCAGUGAUGGCUAUAGAAACACAGACCACCCCUCGCUCAUGGGGUACUUAUGCCAUUCCAGCUGGUGCUAUACUAGGUUUUGUUGGUCUAGCAACUUUCAUUCAUUAUAACGAUGAGAGAAGGGUAACUUUAAAAGGCCAGGGUACUAGCUCUAGUGGAAAUAUUGUCAUGGGGCCAAUAAUUGGUGGUCCAUUCACUUUAGUAGACACAGAGAAUUGGGUAGUUACCGAAAAGAACCUUCUGGGAAACUGGGUUCUCCUUUGCUUUGGAUAUACUUCUUCUCCUGAUGUUGGGCCAGAGCAACUUCAAAUUAUGGCCAAAGCUCUAGAAAAAUUAGACUCAAAAUACAAUGCUAGGGUUCUACCGGUUUUUGUUACAAUUGAUCCACAACGUGAUACACCAGCUCAACUCCGUGCUUACCUUAAAGAAUUCGACCCCAGGAUUUUAGGGUUAACAGGAGCUGUUUCAGCUGUAAGGCAGAUGGCGCAGGAAUACCGAGUUUAUUUUAAGAAGGUUGAAGAGGAAGGGGAUGAUUAUCUUGUUGAAUCUUCCCAUAUGAUGUAUUUGAUGAACCCAAACAUGGAAUUGGCGAGAUGCUUUGGUGUGGAGUACAAUGCCGAUGAGCUAUCAGAGGCAAUACUAAAGGAACUCAAGCGAAACCCAAUCCAGUGACCAGAAAGGUUUUGAUACUUGUACCAAUUUUUUUUUUUUUUUCCAUCGCUUAACACAAAUUUUGUGAACUUUAUUCUAACAAUCUCCUCAUUCUUUUCUCGGUUCUAUUCAAAGAAAUUUAGUAGCAGUAUGAUCCUUAAAAGACUGUAAAUAUUUUUCAGUUUCUGAUUGAAAUUGUUAACUGGUAACCUAUAUAGGGUUUUGAAUUUCAGAGUCAGAUUCGGCCUAUUGAAACGGUA
Molecule: messenger RNA, 1293 nt
Organism: Ziziphus jujuba (common jujube)
Lineage: Eukaryota; Viridiplantae; Streptophyta; Magnoliopsida; Rosales; Rhamnaceae
Product: protein SCO1 homolog 2, mitochondrial
Exons: 8
Coding region: 188-1054 (288 amino acids)
Biological process (GO): mitochondrial respiratory chain complex IV assembly
Source: RefSeq, a predicted model, not a curated record